Molecule: messenger RNA, 1613 nt
Organism: Mizuhopecten yessoensis (Yesso scallop)
Lineage: Eukaryota; Metazoa; Mollusca; Bivalvia; Pectinida; Pectinidae
Product: perlucin-like
Exons: 5
Coding region: 38-583 (181 amino acids)
Molecular function (GO): signaling receptor activity
Source: RefSeq, a predicted model, not a curated record
ACAAUCUUACAAUCACGUAAAUUUACUAGGAACCACAAUGGCGUUUAUCAUUACAUUGACAUUACUUCUAACUUUGACGACUUUCUGUGUAGCAGAAUGCCCGGAUGGUUUUGUGAAGCAUGGCGGAUCCUGCUACCAUGUUGUGCGGAUAAAGGCGACUUGGCCCGAGAGUGAUAUUUACUGCCAUGCGGUAGAUGCAGACCUUGCGACAAUUGAAACCCAGGAUGAACAACACUUCAUAGAAGGCCACUUAAUAACCAAUGCAGGAGCAUAUGACCCAGCUAGGUUUUGGAUAGGUGGCAAUGAUAUUGCUGAAGAAGGUACCUGGGUAUGGCUCAAAUCUAAGACACCUAUAAGUCACCAAACGUACUCCAAUUGGAAAGACGGCAUUGCGCUACCUCUAAGCGCGAGAGAAAAUUGCCUGGAGCUAUCGCAACGGUAUCACUGGCAGUGGAAUGACAACAAUUGUGACGACCAUUAUUUCUUCGUCUGCGAAAAAGAUUUCCGUGUUCGCACAAGACAUCACAUCACAAGGGAUAACUUCGCUUUCGUUGCAGUGCCUAUAAGGAUGGUGGAAUCGUGAUUGGUUGAACAGUCCAAGCUGAAUAUCACAUCCGUAAUAUAUGUUUCAAUUCAUCUAUAAAAACUUAAGCCAAUUUUGUAUUUUAGAGUUGUUUUAAAUCCAUGUUUAACGUCCUUAUCAACUACAAAACCGUGAAGAAAACUCCGUUUUAUUUCGUACAUACAAAAUCUUUUUGUCCAAUACACCGGAAUCGUAUGAACUAAUUUACAUCAUAAAUACCUAAACCGAUAUAACCAUGUAAUAUACCAUAUUUGGUUGCCAAAUGCGUCUCUUUUUUACAUAUCUUUACAUAAAUAAGGUAAAUGUAUGCGGUGCGCAAGCAGAUUUCAUGUAUUCAAUGUUUCUAGUGUGUUUUAAUCGAUACUGAAUACUAAAGAGUUGACUGGCCCCGUCGAUAAAAUAUUGAAUUAUUUAGAACAAAGUAACUUAAAUGAGUUUGUCUGAUUCGAAAUGAGGGGGUGAUAUGCUAGCUGUAAAAUGAAGGUAAGAUAAUCUUCAUUUAAACCUAGGGUCUGGUAGCCAUCUUAAUUACAGAGAUGAAAAAUAGUUUUUAAAGUAUUGUUUACGCUUUUUGAUAAUGUAUUGCGUUGUGGUAAUAUGGAUAUUUCCUUAUUUUUUUAGUAACGAAGUGUGUGAUAUGGGAGGCAACUUUAACUAAUCCACACAUUUGACAUCAUACCGAGAUUUAUCUCCCUUAGUUUCCUUGUUCAGUUGAUCUCUGAUAGUUUUGUAUUUAAUAUAUCGGCAAAACAAUGUUAUUUCACGGAGCGGCUACGUGUGUGGUCUACUCAGUUCUAUAGCAUUCUAAGUACUCUGAAACAUGGUAGCAAGACUCGUAUAAAAUUAGUGAAAAUUUCGUUCAUGUUUUCUAGUACCUCGAAAUAAAUUUAUCUUACUUUUAGAACAGACCCAUUUGCAAGACUAAACACAUUAUUUUUUCAAACCGUUAGUGCUCUGUUAAGUUUUAUCAUUUCCCGCCAGUUAUAAUUGGUUUUUAGCUAAUCGGUAGUAAGGUUAAAUAGAGUUACGU